AUGGUGCAGGGACGGAGGGGACAGGGUACGCAGGCAGGGGAGACAAAACUAGAUACAGCGACCCCCCCAGCAACUGAAAGUAGACCCCUGCCUACCGUACAUGACUAUACAAGGGCAACAAGUGGUAUAUUUGUGGCAGGCAGAAUAGGAGGAUUACAGGGAUAUUUUUUAAUAGAUACAGGGGCAUCAGGAACCCUGUUGUCAAGAAAACAUUAUGAGCGUAUACCUGAGAUGCAGAGACCUGCAUUGGAAGCCAUGACGACUCUGAUCCGGCAAGCAGAUGGUACCUUGAUGAAACAGCAUGGUGGAGCUAAUAUGGAGGUACGCAUAAGUAAAUACAAAACCACAGCCGAUGUGAUUGUAGUGGAUAUGGAGACUGAUGCAAUAUUGGGGAUGGAAUUGCUGAUUACCUUAGGCUGUGUAGUGGACAUAAAGAAUCUACAGCUGAAAUUUCUUGAUGAAAUAGUCCCAUGUUAUGACUGGAAGGCCCGUACUCUUUGUGCCAGAGUGGUGCUGAGAAAAGCAGUUGAUAUUCCUCCUGGCAGUGAAAUGUUAGUACGAUGUGAUGCUAACAGAAAGAUCCCAGGCUCUCGGCAGGGAAUGGUGAUACCAACAGAUAAAAACCCGAUUGCGGAAAGAGGAAUAAUGGUGGCAAGAGCGUUAGUAUCAGAUUGUAAUGGGGUAAUACCAGUACGGUUGUUGAAUGUAACCCCACACCCGAUACAUGUAAAACAAGGCACUGCAGUGGGGAUGUUGGAGCCGCUAUCAGAGGGGGAAGGUGUGGUUACAGCAGAGAGGGAUAAAGAAAAUGAGGUACCACUGAAAGAAAAGCAACUGCCAGAAUAUUUGCAUGAUAUAUGGAGGCGGAGUACAACAGAGCUGGAUGACGGUGAAGCAGAAAAGGUAGCGGCAUUGCUGAUGAAGUAUGCAGAUGUAUUUUCCAGGGGUGAUGAUGAUAUGGGGUGUACCAAUCUGGUUAAACACUCCAUUAAUACAGGUGAGGCAGCUCCUAUUAGGCAACCCUCAAGAAGACUACCAAUUUGGCAGAGAGAGGAAGCGGGGAAGCAGGUGGAAAAGAUGCUGAAAGCCGGUAUUAUUGAACCAAGUUGUAGUCCCUGGGCUUCACCAAUUGUGUUAGUAAAGAAAAAAGAUGGUGGGACAAGGUUUUGUGUUGACUACAGGAAGCUGAAUGAUGUAACAAUUAAAGAUGCGUAUCCAAUUCCCAGCAAUAGAUGA
This is a messenger RNA of Saccoglossus kowalevskii, 1236 nucleotides long. RefSeq lists its product as uncharacterized. The record is from RefSeq and is a predicted model, not a curated record. NCBI's taxonomy places the organism in Eukaryota, Metazoa, Hemichordata, Enteropneusta, Harrimaniidae.